Messenger RNA from Babesia sp. Xinjiang, 402 nucleotides. Its product is annotated as 60S ribosomal protein L14-2. Gene Ontology annotation, biological process: translation; ribosomal large subunit biogenesis. The transcript is spliced from 3 exons. Bases 1 to 402 code for a protein of 133 amino acids. Gene Ontology annotation, cellular component: ribosome; cytosolic large ribosomal subunit. The record is from RefSeq and is a predicted model, not a curated record. Gene Ontology annotation, molecular function: structural constituent of ribosome; RNA binding. Lineage: Eukaryota; Apicomplexa; Aconoidasida; Piroplasmida; Babesiidae.
AUGCCGCUUUUCAAGAAGUUUGUCGAGCCUGGCCGCUUGUGCCUCAUCACAUACGGACCUGAUGCCGGCAAGUUGUGCUUCAUAGUAGAUGUUGUGACCAACACCCGUAUUUUGGUCGACGGCGCUAUGGUCACAGGCGUCGAACGCCAACAGCUCCCUUUGACCUGGAUCAAACUCACCGACGUCAAGAUUGCUCUCAGCCGUGGAGCUAAAACCGGUGCUCUUGCUAAGGCCGUGAAGAAGCACGACGCUUUGAACGCUUUCAAGAAGACUCCCAUGGGAAAGAGGCUUGAGUUCGAAGAGAGAAGGAGGAACCUGACCGACUUUGAACGUUUCAAGCUUAUGGUAGCACACAAGGAAAGGAGGAAGGUGAUGAAGAAAGCGGCUGCUGGCAAGGCCUAA